This is a messenger RNA of Zonotrichia albicollis (white-throated sparrow), 3415 nucleotides long. NCBI's taxonomy places the organism in Eukaryota, Metazoa, Chordata, Aves, Passeriformes, Passerellidae. The record is from RefSeq and is a predicted model, not a curated record.
GACCUGCCUGCACUGGGCCUGUAAGCGGAACCAUGCCCAGGUGGUGUCCUGCCUGCUGGAGGCUGGUGCAGACAAGCACAUCCUUACUGCUGAGGGAGAGCUGGCGGCGCAGCUAACGUCGAAACCAGACAUCCGCAAGAUUUUGGGAGAGGAACAAACUGAAUGUCAAGGAGUGAAGGAUUUAAAUUUAUCCAUUGUUGCGAACUACUUGGCCAGCCCAUUCCCUAACAUUUACACCGAAGAAAGCAUUCCAGGCACCUUGGCAGAAUCCCAGAGUGAAAGUGCUUCCAUCUCUUCUGCUUCCCAGAGUGAAACUAGCCCUUGUCCAUCGGCAAGUCAGCCUGAGAGGAUCUGCAUGCCCACAUCGUGCAGCAGCAGCAGCAGCAGCAGCAGUGAGAUUUCCCCAGCAGCGGAUGCAGCAGCCCGGGCACCCCCCGUGCCCGCCGUCCCUGCCAGCCCAGGGGUGCCCCACGGUCCCGGCUGCCCCCCGGCCACCACCCCCAGCCUGGGGCUCUGCUCCCCAGGAGUGUCCCGCCAGGCCUUGCCUCUGCAGCCUCACAGCUCCCCCAGCAGCCCCACACCCACCUUCCAGCCCUUCUUCUUCACUGGAACAUUCCCAUAUAACAUGCAAGAACUUGUACUUAAGGUCAGAGUCCAGAACCUGAGAGACAAUGACUUCAUUGAGAUUGAACUGGACAGACAAGAAUUGACCUACCAAGAUCUGCUCAGAGUGAGCUGCUGUGAACUGGGGGUUAAUCCGGAGGAAGUAGAGAAGAUCAGAAAACUACCCAAUACACUUCUAAGAAAGGACAAGGAUGUUGCCAGACUCCAGGACUUCCAGGAGCUGGAGCUGGUGCUGGUGAGAAGUGAGAGCUCUCCUUUCCGGAGCGCUGCGGCUGCGCUGCUGGAGCAGCCGAGCUUCCACAGCAGAGCAUCCAGGCUGACCUACUGACCCUGGCAGCUGCAGGGGAACACCUGCCAGUGACAAGUGCUGCCCUUUGGAAGGCAGUGAUUUAAGUGUGUGUAAAACCUUAAGUUAUUAUUAGGGUUACUAUUUUAACUAAUAUUUUAUAUUUAAUAUCCUGUUUGCUUUUAUUUUUUUACUUGAUACUGUAUUCAGGCAAGAGAUACCUCAUUUGUCCAGUAAAAUCACAGGUUUCCAGUGUAUUUGAAGUUUAUUGGUUGUAUCUGGCAGUGCAGGGCACGAAAGAUGUAAAUUAUUGAUAUGAAAAUUUUGUUAAGUACACCCACUCUGACCAAGUAAGACUCAUAGAAAGAUUCAGGACAUUGUCUGUCUCUGUGUGUACUUGCACAUUAAAUUAGAUGAAAGAGAUACAUAAUGGAUAGUUGCUCUCUGAAAAUAUGAAUGUGCAAGUCCCUAAUCUCUUGUCCCUCAUAAAUACUCACCAAGAUGGUUUGUCUAGAGAUACUUAAAGCUCAGAAGUGGCAGGAGAAAUCCUUUUACUGGGCUGAAAAUAACUGGAAUAAGCACGUCUGUAUUUAAAUGUUUAUUUCCCCUGUGAGAAUAUUGUACCUCCACCAAAAAAUAUGAAAGCCUCUCUUAAAUGUUCCUACUGAGAGUCCUUUCAAGAGAAAGCCUUUGUUUCAGAUGGGGAGGGACCCCCAAUCCGUGUCUGUGGUUUUAUUUACUUUCUUACCGCUGUGAGCCUGUGCAUUGCUCACACCAGGUGUCAGCACUGUGAGGCAGGAAAGCUCUCUGUGGCCCUCCCCUGUACACCAGUUCCAAGGGAGGUGGUUGUUUCUGCCCUGUGAGCAGCACAGCAGGGUCCUAACGAGAGAUCACAGGUGGAAGGAACAUAGAAGGCUUUUAUAACCCACUAGAUGGGAAAAACACCACUAGUAAGUAACUAACUUGUAACUUUACAUCCUGCACAGUCUGCUGUCACUGGUGAGUAUUGAAAGGGCUGAAUGUCUCCAGGUGCUUUCAACUUUUUUUUCCCCCUCUUCUUUGUGGGGAGUGAAAAAAACAUAACUCUGGUUAAGCUACAGACUGUUUAACUUGCAUUUAAGCAAGUCAGUAAUGAAAAAAUUCACCUGUGGGUUAAAAUACUUAAGUAAGUCACAGCAUUGCUGGAGUAUUAAACAGCCUGAAGCUUUCCUAUAUUAACAUGGCAGCCUGGAAAGUAACACUUCUGGAGGCUGUUUUCUUUUUUACCAAAAAAUACAAUGCGGACCUUUGCACCAAAACCCUUAAAUGGGUCCUGAGGUGGGUGGAGGGCUCAGGGAUUUGCUUUUUCUGCAUGAGCUCCCCCUUUUUCUGCUCCCCCUUUCCUCCCCUCCACCCCAAACUAUUGAUUUUCCUUCCAUUUCUGCUUUAUGAAGCUUCAGGCAGUUUCUGCACAGCUGAUGGGUGCUGUGUUUGUUGUUGGUCUGGACUGCAGUGCUGACAGACUAUAAACAGUACAGCACCGUGUUCCAGCAGAAGCAGCAUGGCUGCCACCCUCCCCGUGUUCUUGCUUUAGCCUGGCAGACUCUCUCAAGCUGCUGCACACCGAGAGAAGACAGAAACCCUUCCAGCAGAGAUACUUGACUCUGGGCUCAGGAUUUCACCAAGUUACUUAAGCUUAAAAUUCUUGCUUAUUUCUUUCAAAAUAAUUAUUGUCCUUUCCUAAAAUUCUUGCUUAUUUCUUUCAAAAUAAUUAUUGUCCUUUCCUCCAUGUUCCACACCCAUCACCUCACCUCUGCUAACUUCCCAUUCUCAAUCCUGGCUUUUCUCCAGCCAGGAGCUGAGAGAACUAGUUAUGUUUAAUGCCAGAUUCAACUCCUGGGAAGCUCAAGACUCUGACACAGUAUGAAGUAAAAGUUCUUAACUAAGGUUCCUGCUUUGUUUUUCUUGUAAGACAGGAAAGAAAGUUCUAUUUUAACAAUUGUGUAUUUAUCUCUCCAGCAUAGCUUGGAGGCUAGCUUAGAUUAUGUGCAAUAACUGUGUGAAAAACAGUAGUGGUUUAAUGGUUCAAAAUUAGUAAGAGUAUCUAAUUUGUUUCCAGUUCCUUUAUUUAGGAAGUCAAUGUAAGGACUGUCUCCACUAAUUACUGAGCAUUCUGCUAGAGGGCAGCUGGUUUAAAAAGCUUUAUUUGUCUAGUUUCCACCAAGAAUAACUGUUAUGUGUUAAGAGUUAAACUCAUAAAUCUGACUGUAAUAACACUAUAUCUAUGCAUUCACAGAAGUAUUUUUGUAUGUUUUAUGCAGUUUGAUAAACUCUAAUGCACACUUGUUAUGUUAGCUGGUUUUUGCUGGGCUUUUUCUUUAAAUGAUGAACUGUUGGAAUGAUAACUGAGAUGAAAUUUACAAAACUUACUGGUUUUCCAAGGAUGCCUUUUGUUUGCACUACAAACUUGUACUGAACUGACAUUGCUACUCUUCACUUAAAAUAAAGUAUCAGUCAUUUGAAGUA